CGCUCUGCUACUGGAAGCUAGCAGCACCAGCUCAUCAGGAUGGGUUUUUUUUUACUGGUUCUGAUUCAAACAGUAAAGAAACUGGUUCUCUAAGUGGAACUUUUGGAUCAUUCAUUAUUAGACAGAAAGUUUAGAGAGUUAAGACGACCCACACGUCUACUGAGGUCCAGUUCCCAGUCCUCUGCUGGUAAUUGUUCUAAUUAAACAAAGGCUGAAUGGCAGACUGAGGUUUCAGUCUGAAAGUCUCAGAGCAGCUGAGCAGGAAGACAUCUGAGCCUAUCUAGACCCGACACGCUUCCUGUCCAGGAGGAGGUGCUGGCUGUGAAGACCGAUGCCAGAAAUCUGCCAGCAGAGCUACUGGGAAGGAGAGAACGAGGAGAAGGUCCACAGGAAUAGGUGGAAAGACCAGAAGAUGUUUUAAAGACUGGAGGACACAUCAACUACUGCUGAAAGGAGAGAAAUUAGUGAAUCAGAAGCUGAGCGAUUCACGUGACAUCAUCACCAGAGGGGGAGGAGCCUGUGGUAAUGGAGUUCUGCAGCUGGUGGGGUUCCCUUUGGAUGGCCGUCUUCCUGCUGAACGAUGCCUCCUGCGACUUGUCUUCACACCGUAGAUACAUCCUCAGCCAAAAGGAAGUGACCUUUGACCGGGCCGUGACGGACUGCUCCCCUGGUUUUCUGCCCCAAAUGGCCACCAAACAUGAGGUCCAGGAAAUCCUUCAGUUCCUCGACCAGUCAAUGGUUAACAUGACGGUGUGGAUUGGGCUGAGGAAGCCCAAAUCUGAAUGCACUGUCGAUUCAAAGCCCCUAAAAGGGUUUAAAUGGGUAGAAACCGGCAGCCAGGAGUGGAGCUUCACCUACUGGCUGAAGGAGCCAAAGCUCACCUGUACAGAGGACCUCUGUGGAGCCCUGAGGAGACAGGUAGUCCAGUCACAGGUAACUUUGGGUUUAAUUCCAGACAGCUGUAAAACUCCCUACCACUUUAUCUGCAAGCUAAGGGAUGGACAACCCGGACCCUCUCUGGAAAUCAGCCAGACCACCAUGAGACCAGUUCCAGCAGACCCCCAACCCAAACCAACUACGGCCAUAACUAGUCCUCCGACUGUAAGAUCCGACCCAACAUCCCAGCCCAACAGCCUGACAUUAGGGCCGGAGUCCUGUGAGAACCAGAACCCCAAACAUCCCAGCAUCCGUUCCCUGACUGCCGAUCCCAGUAACAGCAGCAGGGUUUUGGUGGAGUGUUGGUCCGAGGUGAAGGUGGAGGUGGUUUGUUCAGGUGUUCCUGCCGUUUGGCGAGUGUUGAACGGCUCCCUGGCUGAUUUCAGCGUCCUCUGCCAGUGCGAGGCAGGCUUCCAGGAGGAGGACUCUGGGCUUUGCGUGGAUAUAGACGAGUGCAGCACUGGGAGCCCCUGCCAGCACACCUGCCUAAACACCCAGGGCUCCUACAGGUGUGUCUGCGGGGCGGACCAGGACUCUCCGUGUGAGCAGGACGUUCCACCAGCCAAUGGCAAGAUGUCGUUAUCACACGUCCUGAUCCCAGUACUGGCAGUUGUUGCUGUGCUUCUGGUAAUACUGGCAGUGGUUGUUGUGGUGAAAUGCUGUUUAAAGAGGCGUGAGAAGAAGAAGAGGACCAAACCAUGAACCAGAUGGGAUCAUAGAAGGCCAUCUGGACGAACAUUAACCUUCAUUAACGCCAUGUAAUCCGCCAAGAAGACGUCUCACCUUUCCUGGCGUCCCUAUGAAAUGUUUUUAAAAUUCUUUUCCAGCUCCUCUGUACCUCUGUAACCUGCUCCACCCUGAUUUUUCUCUUAGGACUCUGAGAUCAUCUGAGCAGCUUCUGUUGGUAAAAGCUACAAACCAGACAGGUUUGUCCUCUCCCUGGUUUAAAGUCUCUAAAGCCACAAUCAUUUCUGCUGUUUGCUGUUCGUUCUAGUUUCUCUCUUAUUUUACUGUAGUUUUCCUAGAAGCUUUUCUUCUGCUUUUAUUGUUUUUACUGUUGACUUAAAUUGAUCUUAAAUAUGCUCAAUAAAUAAAGUGGAUCUCGAUUUGAGAUCCCAUGCUGUGAA
Cyprinodon tularosa is the source of this 2063-nucleotide messenger RNA. It is a transcript of the gene clec14a, whose product is annotated as C-type lectin domain containing 14A. Gene Ontology annotation, biological process: positive regulation of axonogenesis. Gene Ontology annotation, molecular function: calcium ion binding. The record is from RefSeq and is a predicted model, not a curated record. Gene Ontology annotation, cellular component: cytoplasm. The transcript is spliced from 2 exons. Lineage: Eukaryota; Metazoa; Chordata; Actinopteri; Cyprinodontiformes; Cyprinodontidae. The coding region runs from base 526 to 1638 and encodes 370 amino acids.